Rhizophagus irregularis DAOM 181602=DAOM 197198 is the source of this 684-nucleotide messenger RNA. The record is from RefSeq and is a predicted model, not a curated record. Lineage: Eukaryota; Fungi; Glomeromycota; Glomeromycetes; Glomerales; Glomeraceae.
GAUGCUGCUCCACCGGGUGGUGCUCCAGGUGGUCCUCCAGAUGCUGCUCCACCGGGUGGUGGUGCUACUCCACCUGCUGGACCAGGUAAAGUUCCAGGUGGUAAGGUACCUGGUCCUCCCGCUGGAGAACCGGGUGGUAAGGUACCGUCUAAUGAACCAACAGCGCCACUUCCACCUGGUGAUGGUAAAAUACCGAGUACUUCAUCAGGUAAUCCUUCAUCUGGUACAGAUAAUCCUAAUAAUCCCAAUAAUCCCUCAGGAAAAAUACCUAAUGAAGAUCAAAAUUCAAAUAAUAAAAAUGUUACAAUAGCGAUUGGAGUAAGCGCAACAUUAUCAUCAAUGAUAAUAGCAAUAAUAUUAGUAAUAUGGUUUAGACGUAAACGUAAUAAAACACAAUCAGGAGGACAUUUCUUUGAUACUAUAACAAGAAAUAUUGGAAAUGCUUUUAGUAGUAAUGGUGGUAAUUCAACAUCAUCGGAAGAAAAAAGAAUAUCAGUAUUAAAAUCUGGAUUAAUUAAAGGCAAUAAUUCUAAAACUAAUAGUAGUGGUAAUUAUUCAACGGAAUCAUCAAAUUUAGCAGUAAGAGAACCUAGUAAUAAUGAAGUUAUUGAUUUUGAUAAUAGAAGAACUAGUGGUGGUAUUUUUAUUACUAAAACUCAUUCUAUUAGUGUACAACAUGACAAU